GCUGCACUUUGAAAACAGCCAGCAGAGGACGCUUGGGAUGGAGGCAGCACUUUGGAGGCUGAUGAGGGGAAAAAACGAAUCUUCCAAAGUGGGGAGAGAGCACUACAGCCUAGCUGUGUAGCUGAGGGGCUCUGAAACGUCGCCACCUCCGCCUGGUCUGCUGCUCAAAAUUGCCCAAGGCUUGAUGGUUGGGAUGUAGGCCGAGAGUGAUGCAAAAGGGCAACCGGUUGAACCAAGCCUGAAGACAAAAUGGCCGCUGAGCAAAGGAUGGUGUCCUGUUUGGCUCCCCACCAGUAUGAGGCUGUGGUGGAGAAGGAAGUGAAAAUGGAAGAGCUGGACCCGGCGGAAUCCACACCACCAGAGGGGCCAAAACGAUUCAGAAAGACCCCCCAAGGUGGGACCAUUGGGGAAUGCCUCAGCCGGGCCAUUGCGAAGCCAGCCGAGUGUGAACUGGACGAUGGGUUGUUGUCCCAUUGCUGGGAGGCCCAGUGGCAGGAGUUCCUGAAGACAGUACAGUCUCCAUUUUCCGGGUGGACCAGCUCUCCGCAGCUCCCCAUUCCAUUGGCUCUCUCGGAAACGUCGGCCGGGGUUUGCCAGGGCCCCCUGCAAGAAGCGGCGAGCAGGCUCCCUUCAGGCAUCAGAGAGGGGUCCCCCAGGACCGACCCCUUGGAUGCGCAGCCCAGAGAGAAAGCUGGUUGUGGGGCUGUGAAGGGGGAGACCCCGCAUGAGGGAGAGGCUCCUGGCGCUGAAACGCGGCGCCAAUGUUUCCGCUGGUUCUGCUACCAGGAGGUCGAGGGGCCCCGGGGAGUCUGGGCCCGGCUGCGGGAGCUCUGCUGUGAGUGGCUGAGGCCCGAGCUCAACUCGAAGGAGCGGAUCGUGGAUUUGGUGACCCUGGAGCAGUUCCUGGCCAUCUUGCCAGAGGAGAUCCAGAGCUGGGUGGGCGAAGGCGGGCCAGAGACCUGUGCCCAGGCGGUGGCCCUGGCCGAAGACUUCCUGCUGAGGCAGCAGGAGGCAGAGAGGUGGAAACAGGAGGUUCUGGGAGAAUUUGAGGAGGUGGCGAUGAGUUUCUCUCGAGAAGAGGAUGCUGGAGAGAGGCCCCACCCCAGGGAGAUCAAGCAAGAAGGCCAGGAGGGGACCACGUUGCUGGCAGGUGAUGGCUGGGAGAGCGAGGAAGAAAGGCCCUCAUUUGAGGUGCCGCUGGAAAGAACAAAGCCUCGAGACCCAGAAGAGGGCUUUGGGGAUCAAGACGGAACGAGGGAGGAACAGAGAAUACAAACAGACAACAGUCGGAGUAAUAAAUCCACCCUUUGCCAGAGUGCUGAUUCUGGUGAAACUGUAGCACAGCGAAGAAUUUCCAUGGGGAAGCGGCAGUAUGUGUGCAAUAUUUGUGGGAAAGCUUUUACUCAGAAAUCAAACCUCAACAGGCAUCAGAGAAUCCACACAGGAGGAAAAAAGUAUCAGUGCUUUAAGUGUGGGAAAACCUUUAAUUGGGAGACUAGCUUUACUAGACAUCAGAGAUUCCAUUCGGGUGAAAAGCCUUACCUGUGCUUAGAAUGUGGGAAGAGCUUCAGUCGGAAUGCAAACCUUAUCAUCCAUCAGAGAAUCCACACAGGAGAGAAACCGCACCAGUGCAUAGACUGUGGUCAGAGCUUUAGUCAUAUCUCCAACCUCAUCAGGCACCACAGAGUUCAUACUGGAGAGAAGCCUUAUAAAUGCCUAGAGUGCGGGAAGGGCUUCGCUCAAAAAUCAAACCUUAUCAAACAUCAGAGGGUGCACUCAGAUGACAAACCUCACAGAUGCUCUUCUUAUGGGAAGAGAUUCAAUCAGAGGCCAAACCACAACAGACUCGAAAGGAUUCUGUUUGGAGAAAAUGCAUGCAAAUGCUUCAAGUGUGGGAAGGUCUUUUCCCGGAAAGGGAACCUCCUCAGGCAUCAGAGCAUCCACACAAAAGAUAAGCCGCAUAAGUGUCCGGAAUGUGGGAAACGUUUCAACCAGAGGACAAACCUUAAUGCUCACCAGAGAAUUCACACCGGAGAGAAGCCUUACAAAUGUCCAGACUGUGAAAAAAGCUUUCGGUGGAGAGCACACCUCCUCAUACACAAGAGACUACACACAGGGGAGAAACCGCACAAGUGUGGUGAUUGUGGACAGAGCUUUAGCCAGAGAUCCAACCUUGUGAGACAUCACCGAAUCCACACUGGAGAAAAGCCAUACCGAUGCUCAGACUGUGGGAAGAGCUUUGGUCAGAAAUCGAACCUGAUCAAACAUCAAAAGAUUCACACUGAAGACAAUGCUCUCAAUCCAAAACCAAACCAUAUUCGGCACAAAAGAAUUAUCACAGGAGAAAUCCUGUAUAAGUGUUUCAGAUGUGGGAAAACAUUUUCCCGGAGAGGGAACCUUCUUCGACAUCAGAGCAUCCACAGCAGAGAGAAACCACACAAAUGCUCUGACUGUGGGAAGAGGUUCAAUCAGAGAACGAACCUCAUCAGCCACCAGAGGAUUCACACAGGUGAGAAGCCUUUCAAAUGUUUGGAUUGUGGGAAGAGUUUUCGUCAGAGCCCGCACCUUAUCAAACAUCAGAAAGUCCAUAUAGAAGAGGUGUCAUACAGAAGUUCAGAUUGUCCAGAAAGUGUAGAUCCAGGGUUGAAUCCUAGCAGACAUGAGAGAAUUGAGGUGGGAGAAACCCCGUACGAAUGCCUUAAGUGUGGGAAAAUAUUUAAUUGGCAAUCAAACUUUAUCAGGCAUCAGAAAAUUCAUGCUGGCGAGGAGCCUCACAAAUGCUCUGACUGUGGGGGGAAAUUCAACCAAAGGAAAAACCUCAUUGCCCACCAGAGAAUCCACAUGAGAGACAAGACCUACAAAUGUCCAGACUGUGAACAGAGCUUCACGUGGGAAGCUCACCUUAUCAUCCAUCAAAGAAUCCACACGGGAGAGAAACCCCAUAAAUGCACAGAGUGCGGGCAGAGCUUCAGCCAGAGGUCCAACCUUAUCCGGCACCAGAGAAUCCACACGGGUGAGAAGCCCUACAAAUGUACAGACUGUGGCCAGAGUUUCAGUCGGAGAAUGCACCUUGUUGUACAUCAGAGAACGCACACAGGGGAGAAACCACACAAAUGCCUGGACUGUGGGCAAGGCUUCAGUCAAAGGGCGCACCUUACAGUGCAUCGGAGAAUCCACACAGGGGAGAAGCCCCACAGGUGCGUGGACUGUGGGCAAGGCUUCUGUCAAAGAUCGAAUCUUAUCAGGCAUCAGAAGACCUAUGCCUGCGAGAAGAACAAAUAAGAGAUGCUUCCAUUGUAGCCUGUGCUGUCUUAGCCAGUCAGAGAACCACUGGGGACAGGGCCAAAACCAUUAUAUAGCGCAGGCUGAGAGAGUGACACUUUUACAAAACCUCCAAUAUUGCUAGGCAUCUUGGCAGGAACAGAGACUAGGAGGCCCUGCCUGCACCCAGAAAGUUGGGUGAGGACAUGAGACCUCUCCUCCAGCUCCCCUUCCUUCUUCCAAGCCUUGCAAAGUAGCGACAGCAGCCAGUGGCUUGCGAUGUACCAGCUACACUUGAAGAGAAAAGCAUCUGGAACCCAUUCCGACUUGGGGGAAACACCCGAGGCAAGGACCAGGGAACCCGUGGCCCUCCCAGAUCCUGCCAGACUCCAACUCCCAUCAGCCCCAGCCAGCAUGACCAAAGUUCUCGGGGAAUGAUGGGAGUUGUAGUAUUGAUGUAAAAAUUUUCUGAGACACCGUUAAUGGAAUCUUUCAAUGAGUUGGAGAGGGCGUUUAUAAGUGGUCCAUGUUUCACAAACAUACAGUAAGCUUGGUAGUACAGUAGCUUUGUAAACAAGCAUUUUGGUUUCCCUGCAAAUGUCCCAGUCCUCAAACAUUCUGCACUUCAGUCGGGAGAAAGCCGCACACGCAGAGCUCACACAUCACUUGGGAAGACAGGCGCACUAAUAUCAGUGUACUGGAGGAAGCAAAGAUCACCAGUGUUGAAGCAAUGAUUCUUCAACCUCAACUUCGUUGGACUGUUGUGCGGAUGCCUGAUGAUCGUCUUCCAAAGCAACUACUCUAUUCCAAACUGAAAAAUGGAAAGUGUAAUGCCGGUGGUCAACAAAAGAGGUUUAAAGACUGUCUCAAGGCAAAUCUAAAAAAAUGUAGUGUAAACACUGGCAACUGGGAAACACUGGCCUGCGAGUGCUCCAGUUGGAGAACAACCUUUACCAAAGGUGUCAUGGGCUUUGAAGACACUCAAACUCAGGACGCAAGAGAGAAAUGUGCUAAGAGGAAGGCACGCUUGGCAAAUCCACACCGUGAUCACCUCCCGCCCGGAAACCAAUGUCCCCACUGUGGAAGGACGUGUGGAUCCAGAAUUGGCCUCCACAGUCACUUACGGACUCAUUGUUAAAACCGUGUUUAUGGAAGACAAUCUUACUUGGCUACGAGUGACCACCAAAGACGUAUUGAUGGCAUACGAAGGGCCAAAGGCUCCUUAUUCCUGGCCUAGGCAAGGUAGGGGAUUCUCUGAAUUGGAUUCUUCAUUCCGUUCUCCCCGCUGCCUCCGUCUAUCUAUGUUCUCAUCUUUCAGUUCAGCUUUCUGGUUCUAUUAAACCCCUUGUGAAGCCGAAGAUCUCCGUCUCCUGUUCUCUUUUUGCUUCCUCUUCCUGGAAUUCUGCGUCUCCUCCGGAUCCAGCCCUCUUUCCUUCCAGUGGGACACCCCAGGUACCUAGUGCUAGCUUUCCCAGAUAAGACCCGUCUUUGCCUCCUGUCCCCUCCUUCCUGUUCCUCCCCAACAUGCCCUUCUUUCUCUUAGAAUGUAAGCGUGCGGGCAGGAGACCGACUUCUCUCUUUUGCACCAUUGUACAGCACCUGGCACAUAGAGGCACCUUUACAAAACAGCAACCCCAAGGAUAAAUGCACCGUGCUUAGAAGGCUGGAGAUUGUUCAAUUAUUCAAAUGAAGGGAAUUGAGAGACAUUUGACUGUGCAGGUGAGCUCGCUGCUAAAAGUGACAAAGGUUUAGGGAUGAUAUAUGACACCAUCGUGACACAUGCGUCUUCAUCCAGUGGCAGCCUAGAGCAUGGAGAUAGAGACGGGGGGAACUGUAUGAUGUCUCAGCGAGAGAGCACCUGCUUUGCACGCAGAAGGCCCCGGGUUCAAUUCCUGGCAUCUUCGCUUAGGGCUAUGAGAGACUGAAACCAUGGAAGGCUGCUGCCAGUCAGUGCAGGCCGUACUGCACUAGAUAGACCAAUGUUUUUAGCCUGCAUUUGGCUGAUUCCUACGUUAUCACC
Messenger RNA from Zootoca vivipara (common lizard), 5281 nucleotides. The record is from RefSeq and is a predicted model, not a curated record. NCBI's taxonomy places the organism in Eukaryota, Metazoa, Chordata, Lepidosauria, Squamata, Lacertidae.